AUGAUUUUCAAAUUAAGUAGUGAGUCUGAGAGCAAAGAAUCUGGAGGCCCCCUGGGGGCCCCCUGGGCCUUCCAAAAGGGGUCCCCAGAAGGGGCCCCCAUAAGGGGGCCCCCAGAAAAAGGGGCCCCCAGGAAGGGGCCCCUAGAAGGGGGCCCUCACAGGGGGACCCCCAGAGGGGGGCCCCCAGAAAAAGGGGUCCCUACAAGGGGGCCCCCAAGAAGGGGCCCCCAGAGAGGGGCGCUCCAGAAAUGGGGCCCCCAAAUAAGGGCCCUCAUAAGGGGGCCCCCAAAUAAGGGCCCUUAUAAGGGGCCCCCAAAUAAGGGCCCUUAUAAGGGGCCCCCAAGGGGGCCCUCUUUUAAGGGAGGGGCCCCCGUAGAAAUCCCCCUUAGAGGGGCCCCCUUAGAGAGGGGCCCCCUUAGAGAGGGGCCCCCUUAG
Molecule: messenger RNA, 435 nt
Organism: Eimeria tenella
Lineage: Eukaryota; Apicomplexa; Conoidasida; Eucoccidiorida; Eimeriidae
Exons: 1
Coding region: 1-435 (144 amino acids)
Source: RefSeq, a predicted model, not a curated record